AAAACGACACUAAAAUACUGCGCAGAAGCCAGAGAAAAACCCAGAACCGUCUCAGAGUCUCAACUCCAACCUCUUAUAUACAAUUCACCCACCACCGAAAGCCUUAAACAAAUUUCCAAAAUUAAAAAUGUUCUUCUUCUUCGUGGGAGGAGUGAACCAACAGGUGAGUCAGGUGCUAAAAUCAGGCGCGGGUCGGUGCAUAAACUGCGGGUCAAGAGCCGAUCUUGUUGAAUAUGAGAAAGUUUUAAAGGUGUUCUUUGUUCCAGUGUGGAAAUGGCCCGGCAAAGAGCCUCUAAUGCAUUGUAAUAACUGUAAUCUCUUUUUUCCUCCUGCUCUUUCUAAGUCUGUUGAGUCUGAGUCGGUGUUACCGAGUGUCGUUUCCGAUGAUGUCAGAUGUCGUUUUUGUGACCGGGCUGUGGAUCCUGAGUUCAGGUUCUGCCCCUUUUGUGGCUCUGCUCUGUAAUUCUAAUUGUCCUCCUUUUAUUUUUCGGUCUCGGUGAAGUUAUGACUUAGUGUAAAUGAAGUUUGAGACUAUAAUUUAUG
Pistacia vera is the source of this 543-nucleotide messenger RNA. RefSeq lists its product as uncharacterized. NCBI's taxonomy places the organism in Eukaryota, Viridiplantae, Streptophyta, Magnoliopsida, Sapindales, Anacardiaceae. The record is from RefSeq and is a predicted model, not a curated record. The coding region runs from base 128 to 463 and encodes 111 amino acids. The transcript has a single exon.